This is a messenger RNA of Suillus subalutaceus, 501 nucleotides long. RefSeq lists its product as uncharacterized. The transcript is spliced from 3 exons. The coding region runs from base 1 to 501 and encodes 166 amino acids. NCBI's taxonomy places the organism in Eukaryota, Fungi, Basidiomycota, Agaricomycetes, Boletales, Suillaceae. The record is from RefSeq and is a predicted model, not a curated record.
AUGUACAAUGCACCAGUCACACUUGGCAGCCCUGCACUCUCUGCCAUGCACACUGCACUGGUCACACUUGGUCCAUGCGUAAUUCUGCCAACACCCUCAUCGCCACCUAAUCCAUCCCUCAGGAAUUUUACCAGUGCACUGUUUCGGCUACCCGAAAUACUGCCUUUCACCCUCACACCAUACUUUGCUGGAGAGGUAGACGCUGAUGUCAGGUGGGCACAACAUGAUGAAGCCCUAUAUACAGAGAUUAUUGAUGCAAUGGCUGAUAAUUGCUUUGUCUACCUCUACCACGGUAUGCUUUACAACAUGCCUGCUGUGGCUGCAGCAUCCAGACCUUAUUAUUGUGUCACCCGCGGGCGAUAUAUUGGUGUUUUUAACAAUUGCAUCACAGGCUUUUCUGAUGUGGUAUAUGCCAUUACUUCACUUGUUGUUGGUGAAGUUCUUCUUCGUACUGCCAUUCAUAAGGGCGAAGUACAUAAAUGUCGACUCAGAGCUCCCUGA